This is a messenger RNA of Cyanidioschyzon merolae strain 10D, 1692 nucleotides long. RefSeq lists its product as hypothetical. NCBI's taxonomy places the organism in Eukaryota, Rhodophyta, Bangiophyceae, Cyanidiales, Cyanidiaceae. The record is from RefSeq and is a predicted model, not a curated record. Bases 1 to 1692 code for a protein of 563 amino acids. The transcript has a single exon.
AUGCCUCGGUCACGACAGAGACGACGAAGCUGCCGUACGUACAUCCUGCUCCACGAGUCACUGUCGGAGCGCAAUGGCGAGACCUCCGAAGUCACGAGCAGCGACGUUCACCGCCGGGUGCUCGUACUCCAAGCACCUCGAUUGGAUCCCCAUACAGAAGAGGCAGUUCUUCCAAGUGAGCGGAUGCAGCAGCUUGAGACGCAUACCAUUUACGCCCGGCCGGUGAGUGAAGCAGAAGAGGCGUUUUUCGCUGAAGCAGAACGCGCCUAUCAGCAGGAAAAAUCGCUUUUCAUCCCGGAAGACACCUUUCCAGAUGAUGGAUACGACUAUGAACAGCAUUUUCGAGAGCGUGGCGAUGGAGUAUUUAUCCCAGCGCCAAUAAUCGCCACUGACCUGAACACGCGAGCAUGCGACGCCUGCGGCUCCGCUGGCGCUCGAGACCCCGCUGACCCUGAACUUGCGUCGGACCUGAAUCGGGUGCUGGAUCUACUGGCGUCUGACGAGGAAGCCUCCGAGGCGGGAUCUGAGUCCGAAGAAACAGCAUGCUCUGCUGCAGAUGUCGCCUCAGCUGACGAGCUUACCGACGACUUUGUGCUUCAGGCAAACGCACUAGUCGGUACAUGUUCUCUUUCGAAGAACGCGGUUGAUGUCCGCUUUCGAGACGUUGACGCAACCCAGAAGCAACGCCCAGUGCAGAGGCGUCCUAGAGACUUCUUGGAUGAACAAUUCGAUUCCUUUCUACAGACUGUGUAUGCAGACCAUGGUGAUCCAGGCGAACCGGAUGCAUGCACCGCGUCGCCGACCGCUCGGCACCCGCAUUCCCCAGACGUUUUCGACCGGAUGCUGGCCGACUUUGAGGAGGAUCUGCGACGAUUACGUGUGGAUCCUACAAAGGAUUUUCAGCGUGUGCAACUUCGCUCCAGAGACGCCGCCCACUGCGAACCUUCAAAUGGCAUGACGGAAGGCAUCCAGUCUGGUUCAGCGAAAGGAUGUCGUGAACUGCAUGGUCCAGCUGAAAUCGCGGCGGGCCUUGACGCUCGCCAGGUCGUACCGCGCAUCGCGCAUCCUGAUCAAGUUGCGCCCCGCUGCACCGCGAUAGCGCCUAGAGCGCCACCGCAUGAGCGCCUAUCCGACGAUAACAACGCCUGCUACAGCACGGAAUCUGAUGCCUCGGACUGGAGCGAUCAUUGGAGCUCCAGUGAUGAUGUAUGCAGUGCAGAUCGGAUCACCGCAGAGUCCGGAUCCGUCGCCAGAGCUGCUGCGGGCCGGUAUGUACCGCAGCUCAUCCGGUGUGUGCGCGGCAGCAGCGCGGGUCGUCAGACAGCGCGCGAGCUCGACUUGCCUGAGUCUGAGAAGGCAGUACCGCAUCUAGGCUCGAACGCAGCGCACGGUGCAAUCAUUGAACAGCGGCAACCGGCAGAUGCUUUCCCGCCACUGCCGUCUGGUGUAAGGAUAUCCGCUGAGAGUCCCAAUCAGGAACAGAUGGUGGCAGGGAAUUCACGGGUGCUGAGGCAUGGCGGUGCCAACGAUUCGCGCGAAGAGAAGCGGCUUCUCAAAGCGCAACGACGGGAGCGCAGAGCGGUCAAAAAGGCCUUGAAAGAAGCGUAUUCGCGAGAGCGACAUCGCCAAAAUAUCCACAGACAUCUUCUCGGUGCGGCGAAGGUGAGCGUGGAGUAUCGUACUGCGCUGUAG